Molecule: messenger RNA, 357 nt
Organism: Colletotrichum karsti
Lineage: Eukaryota; Fungi; Ascomycota; Sordariomycetes; Glomerellales; Glomerellaceae
Exons: 2
Coding region: 1-357 (118 amino acids)
Biological process (GO): protein folding in endoplasmic reticulum; autophagosome assembly
Cellular component (GO): EMC complex; endoplasmic reticulum; membrane
Source: RefSeq, a predicted model, not a curated record
AUGCCGACGGAACGCGACUACCAAAUCUCACCAAUCGUGCAGGAAUCCGUGAUGCACAACACAAAGGCCCUCUCAAAUCUACAGAGUCUUACAGCCUCGCUGUUCGGCGUUGCCGCAGGCAUUCUCGGUCUCGAAUCCUACAGCGGUUUUCUGUUCUACAUCCUAUUCUCCUUCGUCACCGUGUUCCUCGUCUACAUCUUCCGGAUCGCGCCGGAAUCAACAUCGGCGGGCUUGCCCUUCCUUAGUACCAGCCGAUACUUCAGAGGGCCAUUCGAGUUCUGGACAAGCGGCUUGCUGGGUGGACUUUCCGGUUUUAUUCUCACAUGGACACUAUUCUACGGUCUUGUACGGGCAUGA